Molecule: messenger RNA, 2622 nt
Organism: Doryrhamphus excisus (bluestripe pipefish)
Lineage: Eukaryota; Metazoa; Chordata; Actinopteri; Syngnathiformes; Syngnathidae
Gene: tmx3b
Product: thioredoxin related transmembrane protein 3b
Cellular component (GO): cell surface; endoplasmic reticulum
Source: RefSeq, a predicted model, not a curated record
CCACAUUCUAAAAUAAUGUCAUUUCAGAAAGCGGUCUGGCGUGACGUCACAUCACGCAUGCGCACACGUGCUCCAUUGAGCCACUGCCGUAUUUCCUGCUUGCUGCUGUUUCCAGCCGAAGCAAUGGCAGCACUUCGGGUGUCCCUGCUUUACGGAGUCAUUGCAGCUUUGAUAAGCUCAACCGUGCAGGUCUUUGUGGAAGAUCUGGAUGACACGUUUAAAGAAAGCAGAGUGAAUGAUAUUUGGCUGGUUGAUUUCUACGCGCCAUGGUGUGGCUACUGUAAGAAACUGGAGCCCGUGUGGCACCAAGUGGGCGCCGAGCUGAGGAGCUCCGGUUCGCCGGUCCGAGUGGGGAAGAUGGAUGCCACUGCAUACUCUGGAAUGGCGUCAGAGUUUGGCGUGCGUGGCUAUCCUACGAUAAAACUGUUAAAGGGGGACCUUGCCUAUAAUUACAAGGGUCCGAGGACAAAAGACGACAUUGUGGAGUUUGCCAACAGGGUAGCGGGGCCAGCUGUUCGAGCCCUCCCCAGUAAGCAGAUGUUUCAGCACAUGAUGAAGAGACACGACGUGCUCUUUGUCUACGUGGGCGGCGAGUCUCCCCUCAAAGAGAAGUAUAACGACGUCGCCACUGAGCUCAUCGUCUAUACGUACUUCUUCUCCGCCUCUGAGGACGUCUUGCCAGAGUCCGUCACCUUGCCAGAGGUCCCUGCGGUCAUCGUCUUUAAAGAUGACGCCUACUUCACAUACGACGAGUACGAGGAUGGCGGUUUGUCCGGGUGGGUGAACAGGGAGCGCUUCCAAGGGUACCUGCCGAUCGAUGGCUUCACGCUGUACGAGCUUGGAGAGACAGGCAAACUGGUGGCGAUUGCAGUCAUCGACGAGAAGGACCCCACAGAGGAGAGUGACAGAUUAAAAGCCAUGAUUCAGACGGUGGCCAGGGAAUACAGAGAGCACCUUAACAGGGACUUCCAGUUUGGACACAUGGACGGGAACGACUACAUCAACAGCCUCAUCAUGGGAGAGGUGACGGUGCCUUCGGUUAUCAUCCUCAACACAUCCAACGAGCAGUACUUCCUGCCCAGCCAGCCCACAGAGACCACGGAGCAGCUGGUCCAGUUCAUCAGCAGCGUUUUGAACGGUUCCGCGCAGGCGCACGGGGGUGACGGCUUCAUUCAGAGGAUCAAGCGUGUGGCGUUCGACGCCAGAUCCACCGUUAUGUCGGUGUUCCGCAGCUCUCCGCUACUGGGCUGCUUCCUAUUCGGGCUCCCGCUGGGCGUCAUCAGCCUCAUGUGCUACGGCAUCUGCACAGCCGAGACGGACGACGGCUCCGACGACUUCAAGCGGGAGGGCCUCACGGACGAGGAGGAGGAGGAAGAUGAUGAUGAGGAUGAGAGGGAGGAGACGGGCGGGCUGGAGGGCCCGGACGAUGAAGCGGAGAAGGACCCCGAAGAGAAGAAAACGGAUUAACGCUGGGGAUGGAUGGAUGGAUGGCGGAUGAUGGGCCGAGUCGGCUGCGGUUGGCGUGGGACUCCAAGACUCAUCCAUGACGCAUCAUCUGUGGCGAUGGUCUUAGUUUUCCAUCUCACUCACUUACCCCCCCCCCACACUUCCAAGCCUUUCUCCCGUAUUUCUGAAUCUUUAUUUAAAACGGCCUUCACCACAAAAACACCGGAGUCUGGGACCCAAACCCCCUCGACGAACCAGAUCUCGGUUUUCCUGCUCUAGCCUCCCGUAGAACACAAGUCAAUGUUGCCUUCAAACGUGUCGGUUAAUCAUCCAAACGUGAAAGUGCCCGAAACGGAAACGCUGCCAUAAAUGAGUUGCGCUUUUUUUUUAGUUUUCCAUGUUGUUGCACGGGAAUGUUUCCUUUUUCAGGGGGGUUCCAAGUGGUCCUCGGUUUAUGGCUCCCAUUUAAUGAAUUAAAAACAUCACAUUGAUAACACGCUGGCUGAGGAAUGUGUGCCGCAUCAUUAUGCCUCCCAAGCGGCAGUGCGCCAAAGAAAAGGAAAGCCAUCAUUAUGGUAAUGGGAAUAGAAAUGAACAUGGUUUAAAAAAAAAAAAAAAACCCUCUGGGGUCCUUUUUUUUAAUUUAAUACACGUUGAAGCCCUGACGGGACGAAAAGUCUACUCCCAAAACUAUUUUUAACAAUUAGUUUUUCCUACUUUUUUUGGCUUAGACCUGUCAAUCAACUUGACUUCUAUUAUUUUAACCCUAUAAAUACCCAUUUUAUUCAAUGAUGUCACAUACACAAUGAUGUUUGGCAGCUGGGCCUCUGGUUGGCCUCCAAAAAAUCUGAAAUUUUAAUUUUCUGAUUUUUCAGAUUUUUUCAUAACUCAAAAUCCUUCCAAAUAAUAAUUGACCCGCAUAAACAAAAAUGUUCUUGGAGACCCCGGAGGGUUAAAAUCGAUGAGAUAUUAGCCGCCCUUUCGGUCCGAACUGCUCAACUACCAGAACCAUAAAUGAUUAUGAAUGCUACAGGGUCAUGGAUUCUAUGCGCUGUUACGAGGGACUAUUUCAAGAUUCAUUUUAUUCUUGUAUUUCAUAUCUUCCUACUGUUCCAACAUGUUAUGUUUGUGUACGUGUGUACAGUGUGAGUGACUUAGGAGGCUAAUUUAGCCAUG